UGCGCUCGCAGCUUCCCUCCUGCACGCCGCGCUGCGCUCGCUCUCCCCUCUCGGUCACGCUCCUGUGCAGACUUCAGACCGGAGUGGAGAUGAAGCUGAUCCUCGCCCUGCUCCAGCGCUGACCCCCCCACCCCCCCUCCCCCAAUGGAAAGACAAACUAGUUUGAGAGCGAUGUUGAUGCAACAGCUCCCUCUGCUCUCUGCUCAUCCGCUGCCUCGUUUUGGGGGGGUCUGAGCGAGCGGCGGAGCUCUGCGCCGGCGGUUCCCUCCUCCUCCGUCACGCUGAAGGAUGCUCGGAUCUUCCGGACUUUGGGAAUAUCACUUGGACAACUGCUGGGCUGCUCCGAGUCCCAGCCGGAUGACGGUCUGAGCAGGAGCAUGUCACAGGCGCCUGCGCCGCUCAUGGAAACGAGCCGUCUGCCGCUGGUUCUGCCGGAUCGCUGCCUCUGAAGCAGACCUGACAUUUUCCACGAUCCCAGAAUAUUUGAGGGAAGAAGAUCCUGAGGAGCAGCUUAAGGCUGGAUGGUUCUGGACUUCUUCUGGACUGGGAUUACCGUCUGACUUGGAGAACUCGGACAUGAGGAGUUGACAGAAGAUCUGGACCCUCGUCGUCCUCACCGGAACCGGGCCCAGACGGAAGGAUGGAGAGAUGAAGAGAGGAAACACAACAAGCGCGAGAUGGUGAUUAGAGAAAUCCCCCGGACUCUGUCGGAUCCCUCGAAUCAGCACACUGAGAUGACCCAGGAGGCGUGUCCUCAUAGGAGCAAUGUCCAGAGUUCUGACAAACCUCACGUCUACAAGGUGGGAAUCCACGGCUGGAGGAAGCGCUGCCUUUACUUCUUCGUCCUGCUGCUGAUGUUCCUGAUCCUCAUCAACCUGGCGCUGACCGUCUGGAUCCUCAAAGUCAUGAAGUUCACCAUCGACGGCAUGGGCAACCUGAGAAUAACGGAGAAAGGCCUGAAACUGGAGGGAGACUCCGAGUUCCUCCAACCCCUCUAUGCCAAAGAAAUCCAGUCCAAACCGGGCCGCCCACUGUUCCUGCAGUCGUCCAGAAACAUCUCAGUCAACGUCGUCAACAGCAACAAGCAGCUGCUGACGCAGCUCGUCACAGGAUCCAGUGGAUUCAGAGCACAAGGCCGCACGUUUGAAGUCAAGUCCACCUCCGGGAACCUCCUCUUCUCCGCCGACGAGCAGGAGGUGGUGGUGGGGGCGGAGCGACUGCGGGUGACGGGGGCUGAAGGCGCCGUGUUCAGCAAAUCAGUGGAGACGCCACACGUGAGGGCGGAGCCAUUCAAAGAGCUGCGGCUGGAGUCUCCCACUCGCUCCCUGCUGAUGGAGGCUCCCAAAGGGGUGGAGAUCCAGGCCGAAGCCGGAGACAUCCGGGCCAUCUGCAGGAACGAGCUACGGCUGGAGUCCAAAGACGGAGAGAUCGCUCUGGACGCUCAGUGGAUCCGCCUCCUGAGGCUGCCGGAGGGGAAGGCCUCCGGCGGCUCCUCGUCUUCAGGGACCCGCCAGACUGUCUAUGAGGUUUGCGUUUGCCCCAAUGGGAGGCUUUUUCUGUCCCAGGCCGGAACCGGAUCCACCUGCCAGAUCAACAACAACGUCUGCCUCUAGAACCGGACCGGACUCUCUGAUCCACUAACAGAAACAGACCCCGCCUCCCGGACGGAUUCCCACUGAGACUGCCAGAGCUGAAAACACCCCGCUUCCAGACGCUCUCGCACAGCGCCGGGGAGGUUCUGGAUUCACGCCGCAGAUGAGACGGCUGCUGUCCGGGUCUGCCGGAACCAACACAGAGACAGCGGCCGGAUCCAGACACUAUCCACACGAACUGAUCUGUUCCCCUCUGUUCAGAACCAGAACCAGCAAGGUGUCACCACGGCAACAGCUCCUCCUCUCCAUCAUUAACUCUUCCUUCUGAUUGGACGCUCCUUCCAAACAAACCAUACCAGUUUAGUUCGAAUCAGAACAUUUCUGACAGUUCUGGAGUCAAACACCAGAAAUCGUGAUGCAUUCAGGCCCUGUAGGAAUUUACAGCAGUCGUGAUAAAGUAAAUUCAUUCAGCGUUUUUGGAGAAAUUCUGAUUUUUCUGACACUAAUUAGUCUAAAAAUAUGGAAUUUCCUGAUCUUCAAGGCAGCUAAUGACCUUUAACCCUUUCACAGAGAAAGUCUCACAAACUGCUGCCCGUCUUUAAAGGGUAACCAAACACUAAAUCCAUGUUUUGGCGGCUUUAAAAGUUCUACCUGUUAACACAUUUUUGACAAAUUAAAAUAAACUUGCUGAACUCCUGAAAAUAUGGAAGAAUAAUUUAUUUCAAGCCAGUAGAGAAAUCUUUAAUGUUUUUGGUUUCGUUCAGAGCGGAAGCAGCUCGAUUCAUAUUUGCAUGGAUUGGCGUUAAGGAAUUAAAGGAAAACAUCAUCAACGUAAAAGGAGAUUUCCUGAUCUGGAUCCAAACUUUAGGAAAAACUGAAAACAGAGAAAAUUUAAAGUCACUGAAAUUAAUGAAACAAAACAAGCAAAGAAGCAUCUGGAAUUUCCCACAUACAGUGAAUGCAGCAUGGUGUCACUCUGAUGGUGGGUGGAGCUAUGAUCUGUUUGCAGAAGACUCAAAUAUCAUCUCUGCAGAAGCACCAGAGUGGGCCAAAGGCUGUGUUUACCUGUUCUACCUGGACAGGUGACGCAUGUCGGCUGAAAGCAAAGUUAUCAACAACAACACAACGUAAACAAACACGAGAGUUUAAAGUAAACAUCAACAACCUAACAGGGUAAAAACCCAGCAGAGAUAAAGAUCGUCUUCACUGUUCGAGAGGAUUCUCCAGCAGGUGUGUUUCCUCUGGACAGGUUAGUCUUCCUCCUAAGCUCACCUGUUUGGUUUGUUGCUGAUUCCUGCUCGGUUUUCGGCCCCCGGCUGUGGAUUCAGGUUCUGUCCCAACAGGUUUAGCUGAAGGCUAAAGCACAACCACGUCUAAGCUCCGCCCCCUCCAGAACAUCAAAGAUCCGUUUGCUCAGACGUUCCACCAAUCCGCCUCGAUGUGUUUCUCCUCCAGUGCCAGACUGAGAGGAGAUGCUCAUAUAGAGCUCCACCCCUUUUCCUGACGGAGGUGUUCACCUGUUCUGGUUCUGGUUCUGGUUCCGACGGGCCGCUCUGUUGGGAGGGGGGAACCUGUGCCUUACGUCAAUGCACUCGUGGCAGAAGAAGAAGCACAUCACACGGACUCUUUUGGCGUCCAGCCGUCACCGCCAUCGGCUUCAUCAGACUCCUCCCCCUGAGCGAAUGCAAAGACCUUCGGCGCCUCUGUCCACGCCAUCAGAGCGGCAGUUUUUGUUGGUCACCAGAUGUUUGUGGUAUGCAGUGAUGUGUGAAGAAGUCUCACCCGUACUCCUGUGGUCUGAACUCCAAAUCUAUGCAUGUUUGACCCUCUUCAGUUUACAGGUGAGAAAAUCACCUGGACACCUUUGAUUUACGAGCUUUAAUUUCACUUCUGAGCUGAACCUUUUCCCACGGUGGAUUUGCUGCGUCGCUACAGUAGAAACAGGACGUUUGUCCACGCUGAGCCCAGAUUUACAUCGUACAUCUCGCUGAGCGCUCGCCGGCGCCAUCGAGCUGCUUCAGGAGGAAGUUUCGUAACAGUUUUCUGCUCCUCUUCCUCUGAAUCGCGGUGCUUUGGUCUCAUGCCUCUCGCUCUGAUCAGACCAGAGACGUCUGAGUAGAAGCUGCAGGAACUGUCCUGGAGAUAAAAACUCCAGCCACAGUUUCAUGAGUCCAACAGCAGCUCUGAGUCCGGAUUCCUGAAGGAGACGGACUCGUUACAGCAGACCAGAUCCAUUUGGUCUGGUCUGCUGUAACCCGUUAACACCAGAGUUUUCACCGGCGACAGGAAACAAGAAUGAACUCUUCAACCGUUUAUGUAAUCAACGUAAAUCCAGCGGAUUCUGAUGCAGAGAAAAGGAGCUUUUUACUGUCCUACAGUGUUUUUCUCUGCCUCAGAAUCCGCUGGAAUUAUGUUGAUUCCAGUUACGGUUGAAUAGUUCCAGUAAUCCAAACAUUAGCUAAGGGUCACAUGAGGUCAAUCCCAACAGAGACGCAAAACCUGGAAAUCCUGCAGUUCCAGCAGCUGCUCAUUGGGGGCGCUAUAGUCUGAACCAAACCGGAACAAAACAGAAAGAAUCUGGUCCACCUGCUCCUCUCUGCUCCUCCUUUACCCAGCAUGCAUUUCCAAACUCCUUCAUGGUUCUUGCAUCUUCAGGUUAACGUUGAGUUUGGUUCUCCUCCAAUCACAGACUUUACAGAACCUCCUCCCUUUGGUUCUCUUCCUCCGUUUGGUUCUCCUCCUCCCUUUGGUUCUCCUCUCUUUGGUUCUCCUCCAAUCACAGAGUUUACAGCACCUCCUCACUUUGGUUCACCUGAUCCCUUUGGUUUUACUUCUCUUUGGUACUCCUCUCGUUGGUUCUCCUCCUCCCUUUGGUUCUCCUCCCCUUUUGUUCUCCUCCCUUUUGUCCUCCUCUCUUUGGUUCUCCUCUCAUUGGUUCUCUUCCUCCGUUUGGUUCUCCUCCUCCCUUUUUUUCUCCUCUCUUUGGUUCUCCUCCAAUCACAGAGUUUACAGCACCUCCUCUCGUUGGUUCUCCUUCUCCCUUUGGUUCUCCUCCUCUCUUUUGUCCUCCUCACUUUGGUUCUCCUCUCGUUGGUUCUCCUCUCGUUGGUUCUCCUCCUCCUUUUGGUUCUCCUCCCUUUGGUUCUCCUCCUCCGUCUUAGAAAUCUUUGCGAUAAGUUGGGCCGUCGUCUUCGUUCUCAAUGACUCCAGAUUCCAGUGGAGCGUUACCAUUACCCAUAAUCCCCUGGGCUGCUACAAGCUAGGCUCAUUAUUGAAGAUCAUUUUAUCCAAGUCAUUUCAUUUUAUUGAUUUUAUUUUCAUUUGAACAAACAAACCCGUUAAAAAGUUCUGACCCGUUUGUGCUGCAGCUAAAGCUUCCCUGCUGUGACCUCGCUGACGUUAGACGGGAUUAUCAGGAACCGGUUCCACAAACAGAAACACCUUCAUUGAGUUCAUGGACUAAAAGGUUCAGCAGCAAAAACGUCAAAGAUCCAAACCAGAACCGAUGUGCUGAAUCCUCGUCUCCGUUCAGGUGUUCACCUCUCAGGCGGAUCCUGUUGGUUAUUUACCAUCACACAAAGACAAACGUCUUUUUGGGGAAAGUUCCAGAAAAUCCACCGUAACACAAACCUGUAAACAACAACAAUCUGUGUUUUUCAGCUCUGAUGUUCAGUUUAAUUUCACUCGGUCAGGACCGUCGCCUCCUGUUGUUGUUCCACAAAACUCUUGAUGUGUUUGUUUUUGAUGUAAACAAGAGGUAAAGAAGUUUUUUAUUCCUGUAAAUAAUGUAAACACGCCGGUGUGUCGGCGUGACGACGGGCUUCAGCACUGACAGAAGAGAAGCCGAGCUUUUUUGGAGAACCUUUUUUAUGUAAAUCAGGACGUGAUUUUUCUACUAAAAGACAAAGUGAUGCUGAAGGACGCUCAUCCACUCUGCAUGUACAGAACCGUCUCCAUGCUCAUCCGUGGAGCGCUCGGCGUUCCCGUUUCCUUCCUUUCCGUCCAGGUCUUUGCAUUCUCUGUGUGGGACUUCUCCAGGUCGGUUUGUGUUCACUUUACGUUCUUCUGCUCCUUCCAGGUUCUAAGAACACCUGGAAGGAGCCGGUGAACACGGUGAGAAGAGCGGUUCUGGUUCUGUUGGAUUUACAACAGCAAACUUUUAGAAUUUUCGAUGAAAAUACAGAGAAAAGUCCCAAACUUUUGUAACCAGCAGCCGAACCGUUCUUCCCGCGCCGUGUUCACGCCGACCGCCGUCUUCUGUUGUGACCGGAUCACAUCAUUCAGUCUGAAACUGCCCUUCAUGGAGUUUUCAGUGAUGCCACAAUAAACAGGCAUUCUUCCA
Messenger RNA from Oryzias melastigma (Indian medaka), 5934 nucleotides. RefSeq names its product sarcoglycan, delta (dystrophin-associated glycoprotein) (gene sgcd). The coding region runs from base 678 to 1613 and encodes 311 amino acids. The transcript has 10 exons. NCBI's taxonomy places the organism in Eukaryota, Metazoa, Chordata, Actinopteri, Beloniformes, Adrianichthyidae. Gene Ontology annotation, cellular component: sarcoglycan complex; sarcolemma. Gene Ontology annotation, biological process: cardiac muscle tissue development; heart contraction. The record is from RefSeq and is a predicted model, not a curated record.